Messenger RNA from Anopheles marshallii, 2013 nucleotides. RefSeq names its product arginine/serine-rich coiled-coil protein 2-like. The transcript is spliced from 5 exons. The record is from RefSeq and is a predicted model, not a curated record. The coding region runs from base 1 to 2013 and encodes 670 amino acids. NCBI's taxonomy places the organism in Eukaryota, Metazoa, Arthropoda, Insecta, Diptera, Culicidae.
AUGGACUUUCUACGUAACUACGAAGCGGCGGAUCAGGAAGAAUCGGAGGACAUGGAUUCGAAUCGGGAACAGACCGCGUCACCGACCGGUUCAUCGAGCUCCUCCACGUCGGUCGAAUCACCCAAAAGACGGAGCGGUACGGGCAAACCAUCGGCACGCCGUAAUGAGGAGAAAUAUGACGAUAAAGGCGUGAAGACCGGGCAUAAACCACGCAAGGAGCUGAACGAGAAUUCAUCCUCGCCGGACGAUCGCCACGGUUCGCGAUCCUCAUCCCGUUCGUCCUCAACGGAUGGUUCCGGGUCCAAGUCUCGAUCGCGCAGCCCUUCGCCUAAACCAUCGCGAACUAAAAUCAUUAAAAAUGGCGCAGAUGGAACGGCAAAACCUGGGACUCCGAAAGCAUCUUCUGCGAAUAAAGACCGCAAAGAUAGACAAUCGAAAUCUCCGCCAGAUCAGGCACGUCGUACAACUUCUGCUACGCUCGCUGGCAGCAGCCAAAGCAAGGGUGCAGUGAAAGCCAACCAAAAGGAUAGGAGAAAAUCCUCCCCACCGAAGCAAGAUGCAAGCAAACGAGAUCGUAGCACUUCCCGUGAUCGUGAUCGAAAAUAUCGUGAAAAGGAGCGUGAUCGAACGCGAGAUCGCGAACGUGAGCAGCGCAACCGGGAACGUGAGCGCGAUCGUGAACGCGAACGCGAACGCGAUCGGGAACGAGAACGCGAAAAGAAUCGUCAGAAGGAUCGUGAGCGUAAUCGCGACCGGGAACGGGACAGAGACCGGGAACGAGAUAGAUCUCGCGAACGUAAUCGCUAUGAUCGCGGUGAUCGCGGUGGCGCAUGUCGGGAUUCGCGUGGCGAUUAUCGCGAUCAGCGUCGAGGAGGCAAUUGGAGCAAAUCUAAUGAUCGAGACAAUAGUCGACGGGAUACUCGCGGAUACGAUCGAAAGGAUGAUCGUAAGGAUAAGCGUAGUGGCCGGGAUUACGAGAAGAAAGACCAUCGUAAGAAUCGUCGCUCAAACUCUCGCGAAUCACGAAACCGCAAACGAUCGUCGAGGACGCGCGACUCACGUUCUCGUUCGCGAUCCCGAUCGCGAUCAUGUAGCAAAUCAUCACCAUCGCGUGCCAGUCAACAACAAACACCAUCACAUGCUUCCCACGCCGGUGGUUUACUUCCAACACCAACCAGAUUUACGCAAAGCACCAUCUCUCCCACAAAACCCCCUUCGCUGUUACCCACGCCGCCUGCGUCCCAGUCACUGCUGGGAGCGAUUCCUUCUACUGCAGGCAUACCAUCCCUGAUGAGCAUCCCAACGAAACCACCGAUCGGUUCGCUGAUUCCUCCAGCCGUAGCCGCCAAAUUGAACCUCUCGAACGAUUCGAAGGCCGGCCAGGUGGGACUGUCGCUGGCAUCACCCGCUCAAGAUCCAGCCGUUCAGGCUAACCUGCUACUGUCCCGUAGCGCACUGUUGCGUAACAAUGCAAAAGCGGCCCAGCUGGAAAAGAUGGGCAUUGAUGUGUUGCAGCAGAACCAAAAAGCAGUGGACAGUGUACCGCUUCCUUCGUACUACAAUCCGGGCGUGGUUAAUCCGGUCCGGUACGCCGAUCAGGUGCAGAAGCGCAAAUUGCUCUGGAGCCACAAAACUAACGAAAGCAAGGAAGUGUCCUCUAACAUUAGCAAAUGGGAGCAGGCUAAGUUUGCGCAGGACACAGACGGCAGGGUAGCGUCCAAAUUUCUUCGGCUGAUGGGCGUGAAGGAUGCGGUACCAAAGGCGGGCGAAGAACAAGAAUCACCUGUAGCGACUGGUGCUCCCUCAUCAUCAACGCUCUCGGCAAAGGUAAGCUCCAGCCCCGGGAUGGCUGGUACUGGCGCUUCGAAUGGCGGUAAAUCGACGGGAGAUAGUAUUAAGAAACAGGAAGAGCUCUUCUCAACGAUGGAACAACAGUACGAGGUAGCUCGACAGGUGACACACACAAUGCGUGGCGUAGGGCUUGGCUUUAGCUCCCAGGCUCGUCAAUUCUAA